Messenger RNA from Poecilia latipinna (sailfin molly), 4999 nucleotides. It is a transcript of the gene arid3a, whose product is annotated as AT-rich interactive domain 3A. Bases 418 to 2070 code for a protein of 550 amino acids. Gene Ontology annotation, molecular function: DNA binding. The transcript is spliced from 8 exons. Gene Ontology annotation, biological process: regulation of transcription by RNA polymerase II. The record is from RefSeq and is a predicted model, not a curated record. Gene Ontology annotation, cellular component: nucleus. NCBI's taxonomy places the organism in Eukaryota, Metazoa, Chordata, Actinopteri, Cyprinodontiformes, Poeciliidae.
GUUUAGUUUCUGAACUUAAGAUAUCAUCAUGCGUCUUUCCCCUCAUGCUGCUGAUGUAAACAGAAAGUAGUGCAGGAACAUUUUGACACUUUGCCCUUUUUUCUGCCCCUCAGGUAACCAAGUUCGUCUGUGGAGCUUUGUACCCCCGCCUCCAGUGCCACUGCUUGUGCCUCGACAGCUCAGCUCUGCCCCCGGCUUUGAAACAAGCGAGAGGCUUCAGAGACCUCCGACUGCAUGUCUCAGACCUCCUUCCUGUUCAUCCCCGACGUCUUAAAGGUGCUUUGUCACCAGCACGCUUCGUAGUCGCUCUUUCUUCUGGGACAGAGGUGUGACGCUCGUCGCUUGACUGGAAGCGAAGUUGUUACUCGUUCAGAGGGGGGAGGAAGGCCGCUGAACACAGUGCCGCUUUCCCCGGAGAUGAAGCUGCAGGCCGUCAUGGAGAACCUGCACAGGCAGCAGAGGGCCAAGCUUCUGAUGGAGCAGCAGCUACAGCAGCAGGCCAUCGCCCAGCACGCCCAGGUCCGCGCCGGCGACGACCCCAUGGAGAGCGCCGCCCCCGAGGGCGAGCAGGCACAGAUAGCGGCGCUGGCGGCCAUGCGAGCCGCCGCCGCCGGGCUGCAGAGGGUGUCGGACAGCCCCAUGUCGAAGCGCAGCAGCGGCGGCGAGGAGGAGCGAGACGACGACAACGACGAAGGGGAGGAGCAUUACAAGGACAUGAUGGGCUCUGACGAGGAGGAGCAGAUCAAACGGAAAUGGGACGAGGGAGACUUUGAAAGCGACAUGGACGAAGACUUUGAGGACGACCUGGCAGAGGAGGGGCUGCCGACCGGCCACGACGCCGUGGCUCCCGGGAAGGGCAUCCUGCUGCUGCCCCACCGCCAGCUGCACCCGCACUCCCAGCUGCUGAAGGUCCGGCCCAACGUGGAGCAGGAGCCCCGCGUCGCCAUCAUGCCUCCCCACGCUCCACACAGCCACCUGGGCGCGCAGGACCACGGGGAAUGGACCUACGAGGAGCAGUUCAGACAGCUCUACGAACUCGACGGGGACCCAAAAAGAAAAGAGUUUCUCGACGACCUCUUCAGUUUCAUGCAGAAGCGAGGAACCCCUGUGAACCGUAUUCCCAUCAUGGCCAAGCAGGUCCUGGACCUCUACAUGCUCUACAAGCUGGUGACAGAGAAAGGCGGCUUGGUGGAGGUCAUCAACAAGAAACUGUGGAGGGAGAUUACCAAGGGACUUAACCUGCCUACCUCAAUCACCAGUGCAGCCUUCACCCUCCGCACACAAUACAUGAAGUACCUGUACCCAUAUGAAUGUGAUAAGAGAGGUCUGAGCAACCCCAACGAGCUGCAGGCGGCCAUCGACAGCAAUCGGCGGGAAGGACGACGGCAGAGCUUCGGCAGCUCGCUCUUCACCUACUCCCCCAACGGGACGCCAACCAUGCUGUCCUCGCCUAAAGUCUCUACGCCGAACGUUGGCUUGACGGUGGGAACCAACGGCGCCUCGCUCGCCCCCAUGCAGAAGAUUAAGAAAGAAGAGGAGGGAAGCCAGCCGCUGCCGGGGGUCGGCAUUCCUCGUCUGCCGGUGGGUCCCAUGCCCGGCCACUCGGUGGCCGCCGUGCAGGCGGCGGCGGCGGCCCAGGCGGCCAUGGCGGCUCAGGUGGCGGCUUUGGAGCAGCUGAGGGACAAACUGGAGGCGGGUGAGCCUCCGGAGAAGAAGAUGGCUGUUCCUGCGGAGGAGCACCACCGGCUGCUGCAGAGAGCUCUGCAGCACAACCUGCUGGCCAUGACUGCUCAGAUACCCAUGAACAUCCGCAUCAACAAUCAAGAUGGCAGGCAAGAGUCGGCUCUGAACCUCACCACAAACGGCACAAACAGCAUCAGCAUGUCAGUGGAGCUCAAUGGAGUGGUAUACACUGGUGUCCUUUUCGCUCAGGCAGCAGCAGGGUCAGCUUCGUCCGGUGUGUCUGUGUCGUCCCUCUCCAACAAGCCUGUCAGCAGUCGCAUUGCUCCACAGCAGCAGCAGCAGCAGCAAAACACACCUACCUCAGCCUCCAGCAACCCGCUGUCUUAACAAACUUCCCCCCAUUUUUUUUUAUUAUCACCACGCUAAGAAAAGCCAAAAAGCAACCUAAUUUUCUACGUCAUCUAUGCCAAAAAGAAAAGAAGAGAAGAACCAUCAUCAGUACAGAAAGACAAACUGAAACUCUGCUCACUUGAAGUACACUAUCUCAGGUUUUCUCUCACAAACUCACCUCUUUUGUUCUUCAUCGCCAAAAGGAUUUUGAAAAGAAAUAAUCCCAACUGAGAGCCAGUAUAUGCUAAAACUUGUGCACAACCUGUGAAUUAUUUAUUUCUGCAUAAAUGUACAGAUUAUUGGAGAACAACAGAGAAGAUAAUAACUAGGAAGGCUAACGCAUUGUUUACACACACAAACACAGCUACUGACUGACAAUGAUAUUAUAUCUUCUAGAGGAGAGAUUUUUUUAUUAUUUUAACUUUUCAUUGUCAUUAUUAUCAUUAUUGUUAUUCUCUUUAUUGUGUUUUGUUGUUUAAACCUUUAAUAAUCUUCUCAUUGCAGGAAAAGUAAUCUAUAUAUUAAGAAUUCUAUGAAAAAAGAAGUAUGAAAAUCCUCUAUUUUUAAUCAGAAAAGCUUUAAAACGUGUGUGUUUUUUUGUUCUCUUCAGGGCAUAAAGCAUUGUGUGGCUGUGACCUCAUGUUGUUGUAAAACCAGAUAACCUUAUAAACGUGGGCAGCCCUAUGGGAGAAUAAGUGCAGGUUUGGUCCAGAAGAACCUGCAGGGAUCUUCUGCUCCCCUGCAGGACUGUCAGUGUAUUAUCGCUCUUAUCCGGACUCCGGCUGGCAUGCUUUCUGCACGUCUGUCUGUCUGUCUGCGCGCUCGUUCUCCCAGAGGCGGCUGCGGCUCGUCCUGUAUGUUUUCACCUGGCCAGUCUCAGACGUGUGUUCGAACGGCUCUCUGGAGCAGAACGGCACUCGAUUUAAGGUUCGUCGUUAGCUAAAAUAUCACGUUAUGAUUUUUCUCAGGUGUCUCUUAGCUUUGUGUGAUUUAUUACACUGGACAGAGCAAUGCUUUCUACAUUUUACCCUCUUGCCUCUUCAGGUCAGUGUCAUGCUUCAGCCCCUUCAAUCAGAAUCGAAGCAGUUUUCUGAUCCGAGAGUCGACUCAAUCCUUUUGCUUUCUUUGAAACUCACACGGACAAUCAUGUGGGCCUCAGGAGAAACCUGACAGGCAUCUUCAGCUCUUUGUAAUCUUGAUUCUUCUGUUUUUCAUUUUUCCCGUUCGGCCUUGUUUUCCGCAUGUCUUUGUGCUUCUUCUGAUCCAAGUGCUUCUUAUCCUGGGCUGUGACAAGGAUGCCGCCUUCUCCGUCGACGUUACAGCAGCGAAUGUUUUGUGAUCCUCAAACUGUGCAGCCGCUGCGGUUCGAUCUGGACCUUUCUGCGCGUUUGCUUGUGUCUUAUCAUCGGUGACGAACCCGGUCGGCUUUAUGACAGAAGAGGCACGCCGUAGCAGCCAGCAGAGUCUCCGCGUCUUGAAAUAGUUAAAUCGUUUAGCUUUUUGAACUUGAACCUGCGUUUCCUCUCUGGACUGUUGGAGAUCGUUACUCAGCCCUAAAUCAGGCUUUGUGCACUGGUUCUGUUCGGAGGCCUUAACGCAGCGUGAGGUGACCAGAGAGUGAGCAGCUCCUCCGCCUAAUCACUUUUUACUGUUCAGUCAAAUAUCACCAGAUGGCUGUCAGGGCUUUGAGUCCUGGACUCGCUUCUCUGUGGGAAAUCACCACCAGCUGCUAAACAAACACUGGUCACUUUUCAAAAAGCACUCUUCUAGCUAAAUAAAGAACCCCUUUCAUUAGAAACUUCAGUGAAAAAGAAUUGAAACUUCACAUUUUUAUUGUAUUUAAAAUAGCCUGAUUUAAACAAGAUGUUUAAACUUAAGUCAGUUCUUUUUUUAGUUUAACAUUCGACGAUUGAAACUUUCAGUCAGUUUAGACAAUCCUCAAGAGCAUAUCACAAUUUUUAAGACGUUUUGGCUUUCAGCAGGGUUCUGUUUGAACCCUUCUGACCCAGUCGUUCAGAAUGGGUCCAAAGCUGAGAACCAUGAAAAAAAGCAAACACAGAGCAGGCAUGAAUGCAUCACAACAUUUGUCUUCAUUAUUGGAAAACCCAACGUCCUCCAAAUACAAAACGGGUACGGCAAAACUUACAGUUUGACUUUGGGUUCAUAAAGUUAAUAUUGAAACAGAGAUUCAUCCAGUGAGGUGGAGGAAGUUUGGAAAAACGUUGUAACAUUUUGACAACAUAACGUUUGAUUUUUUUUUUUUUUUUGGUCCAAUUCUGACCUGCAUUGUUACCCUGCAAGCAGCUCAGUCACCAAAAUGCUUUACAUUCACAGGCCAUGCAAGCCUCACUUUUCUCCACAUAGCAGAGCUGAAUACUCGACAGUAAUGCAGCUUCCAGCACAUUAAUAUCUGAGGACUCACUGUAAUAGUCCGUCUUCAGUUAGUUUAUUUUAUAUAUCCCCUUUAAAUACAGAUAGAAAGGGCAAAAGUCACUCAAGUUUUAUACUUUUAAGAUUUUUAGGCUGUUUGGCUUUAAAAUAUGAUAAUAUAUGUAAUUUAAAGGAAAUGUUCCCCUAUAUAAAACACUUAGUAUUUGUCUUUAACUCUGUUGUUCCUCUGGUAAAAUGUCUAAAGUUUAUUAAAAGUAGUACUUAAUCAAAUAUUUGUAAAAUUUUAAUGAAUUGUAAAAGACGCAGGCCCUUUUGGUGUCACCUAUGGUGAUUUUGUGACUCCAAGUUGCCACUUUUUUCUGCAGUUCUGCUUUUAAAUGUAUUAAAUAUUAGUUGUAUAAAUGGGGAUUUUUAGAUAAUGAGAUGACAUUUUGUCAUUUUUAAAAGGAGUUCAGACCCACAUUUAAACCCAAAGGAAGCUGGAAAAUAUGGAUUUACUAAAUAACCAUCUGCUCCUUUACACCCUUUAAAAAAA